AUUUCUCCUAAUAUCCAACCUGAGCCUCCAAUGGCACAAUUUGAGGCCAUUUCCUCUUGUCCUCUUGCUGUCACCUGGGAGAAUAGGCUGACCCCCACUUUGCUAAGUCCUCCUUUCAUGCAGUUGUAGGGAGCGAUAAGGUCUCUGAGCCUCAUUUUCUCCAGGCUAAACAAUCCCAGUUCCCUUACCUAUAUCCCAUAAGACUUGUGUUCCAGUUCCCUCACCCACUUUGUUGCUUUUCUUUGAAGAUUGUGAUGCUUUCCAAUUAGGAAAGUUAAUGCCAGUUUGCAUCUCAACCACAGAAAGGCAAAAUAUAUUUAAUGAAAUCUCAGUAGCUUCCAGUGAAUACAUCAGGUGGAAGAGAAAAUAAAGCUCUUUACCCACUUGCAAAUUUUGUAAUAAUGGACAGGCACCCACCCCUUGGCACACAUAGAGGUGUUCAGUCAGGUCAUCAUCUUGCCACCCACUGGGCACUAGCAGUAAAUGACUGGGGCAGAUUUCAGGUAGUUUCAGAAGAACAAACUGUCUGCAAACCAAUUUCUGAAGGCAAAAGCUGUAUGUAGAUGUAUUGAAAGGGAUGUAAAAAACAGAAGAGACAUGAACCUACUGGAGCAUGUUCAGUGAAGGGUCUUGAAGAUGAUUCGCAUCACAUGGGGGACGAUGCACGAGUUUAGGAUAUUUGACUGAUGAGAUAGAAGUGAAAAGGCUGGAAUUGUUCAGCCUGAAAAAUAGAGAGAUCAGUGGGGAUCUUAUCAGUGUGUACAAAUAUCUGAUGGGGGAGAGCAAGAAGACUGAGUCAGGCUCUUUUCUGUUGUGCCCGGUUCCAGGACAAGAAACAACAGGCACAAGCUGAAACACAGGAGGUCCUCCUAAGCACCAGGAAGCACUUCUGUGCUGUGCAGGUGGUUGAACGUUGGAAUAGGUUGCUUGGAGAAGUUGUGGAGUCUCCAUCCUUGGAAAAAGUUUUUCCAAACUGCACUUGGCCCAAGGCAACUGGUUCUAGCUGGCUGUUCUUUGGGAAGGGGUUGAACUAGAUAAUCUCUCAGAGGUGUCUUCCAACCUCAUCCAUGCUGUGUCUGCACAAAGCAAAGGUCAUCUGCCAUUCAGGAAAGCAAAAACAUAUUAUGAACUUGUUCACAGCAUGGUAUUUCUCUUUUUAAAAUCAUUUCUCUGAGACCUAUGGAGUCCUAUUCUUCCUUUCUCAGUUUUUACACCUUUGCUGAUGUAUCCCUCCCUAGUUUUCACAGCACUUCAACUCCUUUGAUGCAAAGCACUGCAUCAAAUACAAACUUGUCUUCAGCACCAGGCAUAAAUUUAUUGCCUCAAUCUGUAUUUCUUAGGCAGUUUUAUGAGAGGCUAUGUGCUCAACUCCAUUAACAGUGCUAGCCUCAAUGACUUUCCCUCCACUUCUGCAAUUAUCUGUUGGAUUUUUUCUAUGAUCUUUUUUAUGUGCAAUAUACCUGUCUAGCUCUGGUCCAUCUACAUUUUUAUUUAAUCUUCUCUUAUGCCAAAGAAGCUAUUUCCUUUCCAAGUAUCAAUACCAACCAAAUCCAUUCAAGAUGUAAUCUCUGGCAGGUUUCUAAGAACACUUUAUUGGCAUUGAGUUUAUUUUCUUACUUGCAAGCUUUCUGGGCAAGGAUUGUUUAUUUCCAGUUCCCAUACAAAUGCAGAAUGAUUUUUUAGUCCCUAGCAAGUAAAAAUACUGCCACUGAGGGAAUAGCAAGCUGGAGGCAAUGCAACAGCUUAGACCAUAGAAGUGGAUCCAGGGGGACACAAUGUAUGGAUGUGACAGUCAGCAAAGAGCCUGACUGCCCCUCUGAAGGGACAGAUGCAGUAACAAACCAGUGAAGAGUAACUCCAGCUGAAGUGGACUGGUUGGACCCUCUGCAUGCCAACAAACAAUAAGCAACAAGAAGGCAGAUGCUGAAGAGCUGUGCACUGGGGGAGGCAGAGUAGGGACCAGCAGCCAGUCGUGGCUGUAUCCCUGGAGGCCUGUGUCUGUGUGUGACCCCAGAGGCCUUUAUUUUCUAUCCCCUGGCCAUGUCCUCCGAGCAUCCGGAGCUCGAUGUGAGCCUUCCUGCAGGCAGCGCUAGUUCUCUGUUCCCUGUGAGGUAAGCACAGAUCCAGGCCACCACCACACACCCUCUCUUGACACGAGUCCCCAGGUCGGGCAGCCGCUUCCCCUGUCUGGCAGAAGGCCAGCUGCCAUGGGGGCAGAGCCCUUACCGCCACUGGAAAUAUCCCUCAGCCCAGAAGAGGCCCCUCAGCUCUCUGGCACACAGCCGUUUCCUUCGGGCUCAAGACUGCGGUUCUGGCUUUUGAAGAAGUGGUUUUGCUGCGGGCAGUGACGUGUGCCCUGAAGACACCACCUGCAUGGCUGGUCCCACACACUGGGGCUGGGGACAGCAGGGCAUCAGCAGUAUGGCAGUGUGUCUGCUGUGCCUACCAGUUCUAGUUAUGACAGCCAUGGCUUUCACUUCUGCAAUGAAUCAAAGCACGUCUGAGAUUACAUGUGCGUUUAUCAGACAAAGAGAUGGAGCUUCAAGGACAGAAGAGACAUCCGUAUCUUCCAAGAUCUCUAACAUUUUGGAAGAUCUCGAGUGCCAUUUGAAUUCUCAGGGAGCAGAGAACAUCUAUGAACCGAUUAAAAAAGUGGAAGCUAAUGUGUUUGAAGAUAUUGAAUUAAGAGUGAUAAUGAACAUUUCAGAGAUCAUUUCAUGCCAUUGGUUUUUUAAAGAAAUCCAAGCUUGUGAACCUUCACUGGAUUCAGAUAACCAGUAUGUUACUUCUUUGUCUUUUUCUCAAAUAAGAGAAACACAAGCUGGAAAAUACACUCUCUCGGUCAUCAGUAAAAACAGCAAUUACACCAUCAUUGUUCCUGUUCUCAUCCAAAGUAAACCUGGCAAACCCUAUUUCAUGAUACCUGAGAAACUGGAUAUAAUAAAGUGCAUAUCACAGAGCUACCCCCAGCCCUCUGUGAAGUGGACAUUUUGCAAAACACAUGAAAAGAGCUGCCUUAAUAAAAUGCAUGAAGAAAAUGGAGAAAUAGAUGGCAUACAGAAGGUACAAUAUGAAGUAUACCAGAGUGAAUUGUUUGAGACUUAUAUAUGGUGCUGUGCAGCUAAUGAUCUGGGCAGAGAAUGCACCAACCUCUUUACUAUAGAUUUAAGUGAAAGACGAGCAACACCUUCAGCUGAGUUACUUCUCAAAGUUGGAGAACCAUUGCUGAUCAGAUGCAGAGCUGUUUAUCGUAAUUACAAAUUCAGAAUAAAUUUAUCUUUUGAAAACAAAGAAGUGCCGCAGAAUCGCCAAUUCGAUGGGUUGGAGUACCAAACAGACCACUCAGCCACUCGGGUCCAGUACGUGUUUACUUCAGCAGCAAGAAAAGGUGACAGCGGACGUUAUACCUGCUCUUCUACAGCUCAUCCAAAUCAAACUGCUCUGGUUACUGUUUUAGAAAAGGGAUUUAUAAAUAUAACUGACUCUAGAGAAGAUUUUGAAAUUGGUGAUGAAGAGUUUUGCUUUGAAGUUAACUUUACAGCGUAUCCACCAGUUGAAUGCAUGUGGCUAUUUUCCCAGAAAACAUUUCCAUGUAAGCAAAGUUACAGUGAGGAUGGACACAGCAUUUCAUCAAAGUUCUGCAAUCAUCAGCACCGUUCUGGGAUAUAUGUAUUUUAUGCUGAAAAUGAUGAUACGGUCAUGACGAAAAAAUUCACUCUGUAUGUGAGAAGAAAACCUGAAGUAACAAUGCAGUUAUUGUUCAAGCAGAUCUCUUGCAUCGCUGACAGCUAUCCAGCCUCGUCCUGGGUUUGGAGGAACUGUCCUGACCUGAACUCAUCCAACUGUACUGAAGAAAUCAAGGAAGGGAUCCAGAACUUCUUGCCAGAAAGGAGAUCUCUGGGGUCAUGGAUUUCAAGCAGUAUUUUAGAUGUAAAGGAGACAGCAACAACGUUCUCUGUUGAAUGCUGUGCAAGCAAUUUGGUCGGCUCCAACUGCAGGAAGAGCUUCAUUAACAUGCCAGUUGCAUGAACUGUUUCUUCCCUGCCAGACAAUGCUGCACUCUGCGUUUUUGCUGGAUUUAUCUUCCUGUUGAUCAUUUUUUUGUGUGUUCUCAUUUGUCAUAAAUACAAAAAGCAAUUUAGAUACGAAAGCCAGCUGCAAAUGAUUCAGGUGAUUGGACCAUUGGAUAAUGAGUACAUCUACAUUGACUUCCGUGAAUAUGAAUAUGAUCUCAAAUGGGAAUUUCCCAGGGAAAAUCUGGAAUUUGGACAGGUUCUUGGUUCUGGGGCUUUUGGGAAAGUGGUGAAUGCUACAGCUUAUGGAAUUAGCAAGGCAGGAGACUCAGUGCAGGUUGCAGUCAAAAUGCUAAAAGAAAAGUCUGACACUUCAGAAAAAGAUGCUCUGAUGUCUGAACUGAAAAUGAUGACUCACAUUGGAAGCCAUGAAAAUAUUGUGAACCUGCUGGGAGCCUGCACUGUGUCAGGACCAAUCUACCUGAUUUUUGAGUACUGUUGCUAUGGUGACCUUCUGAACUACUUAAGGAGCAAGAGAGAAAAAUUUCACUGGACUCUGACUGAUAUUUUUAAACAGCACAACUUCAGUUUCUAUCACAAUAUCUGUUUGGACCAAAAUUCCAGGAAGGGAGCUCACCUGAAAUAUGAUGUGAACAUGGAUCUGUACAGAAAGGAUGAACUUAAAAUCACACAAACAAGCCAAAACAUAAAUAUGACCUCUGGACCAAAUGAGAUUGCACUCUGCUCUGAGGAAGAUGAAAUAAAGUGUGCAAGCAGACAGAUGGAUGAAGACGAGGAUUUUAAUGUGCUCACUUUUGAAGACCUUUUAUGCUUCUCUUAUCAAGUUGCCAAAGGAAUGGAGUUUCUUGAGUCCAAAUCGUGCAUUCACAGAGACCUCGCUGCCCGCAAUAUACUGGUGACCCGUGGGAAAGUCAUGAAAAUAUGUGACUUUGGCCUUGCCAGAGAUGUCAUGAAUGACUCCAACUACAUCGUCCAGGGCAAUGUUCGUUUACCCGUUAAAUGGAUGGCUCCUGAAAGUUUAUUUGAGGGGAUGUACACCAUGAAGAGUGAUGUUUGGUCUUAUGGAAUACUGCUGUGGGAAAUAUUCUCUUUGGGUGUAAAUCCUUACCCUGGCAUUCAAGUUGAUGCGAACUUCUACAAAUUAAUUAAAAGUGGAUUUAAAAUGGACAGACCUUAUUAUGCUACAAAACAUGUCUAUUAUGUGAUGCAGUCCUGCUGGGCACUGGACUCCAGAAGAAGACCCUCAUUUUCCCAGCUGGUUUCCUCUCUUGCCUGUCAGCUGGUGGAGGCAGAGGGAGCAAUUUACCAGAACAUGAAGAAAACUGUUUCUCCACCCAAAUCCAACAACAAAACUAACCCAGGUGUAUGUAAGGAUGAGGAAUUUCUUCUGUUCCCAGCUCUGCUCCAACAUGAAGAGCUCAUUUCAUGUUGAGAAAUGAAUGGGGUUUGACCUCAGUAUUUUCCUAAGCUCCAUGUAGCACAAAUGCUUCACUUCACCACUAAGAAGAUGUUAUCACCUCCUGCACUGUUCACAUUUUUGGUGGGACAAUCCAUGUUCAUGUUACUUUGAGGAGAAGACACAGCAAUUCAUUUCUUUGCCUUCAACAAGCAUGUCUGUAACAAGACAGGUGCAGCUGUCUUUUAGCCAUCCCUCUGUGACCAGAAAUCUCUUUGCUGGUUUUAUGUAAACAGAAUCUAAUCCAUGCAUUGGAACUGAGGCUGCUCUCAACAUAAUUCAAACAAACACAAAAAAACUGUGGGGUUUUUUUGUCUGAGCACAAGCUCAGACUGUGCAUCUAAAGGGAAAUUGUGUGAGGUCCAGAACACCUUGAUCCCUGGAUGUCAGUGAGUGCUGGAAAUAAGGCCACUUAAAACUGCCAACUUUAGAAGCCUGAGUUUUAGAAUACCAGCCUUAGUUUACAGGGAACUACAAAGCUGAGUGUGUUUGACUGUCCUGUCCUGAUUGUCUCAAUUGCUGUGAUUUCCCAAUAGAUGCCCAGUUCAGGUGAGUUCAUGUCAUUGAGCUUUAGGUACUUAGGUGGGCUCCAGCCACCCAGCUCUGCACUUGCUGGUGAGAGUCAUGCACUCACAGCAAGUGAUUCUCUCACCUAAAUAAGCACCUACAACAGGCAGAGGAGGGCAGGACAUGAUCCUCCUACUCCCUAGUCUAGAAAACUUGGAUGACUGCCUCCAACUGGAAGUCUCACGCAAACUGAACUACAGCUAAUCCUGCUCUUCAAGCUUGGUGUGUUUUAAUAUCAAGUAAAAAAAUAACAGUUUUAUAGAAUUUGUCCACUGUAGCAAGUUAGGAGUGUGGUACCACACCCAGCUCCCAGUGGUCAGCCUGACUGCAUAAACUUGGCUGCCACAAGAUGAGAGCACAUCUCUAACUUGCUUUCAGAUUCCCAGGACAAUAAUCAGAGCCUCAGUAUUUUUUUAAUACAGCUAAAAAUACACAUUAUUGUCAUGGUGGGGUUUGGGGAUUUGUGAACAUGCCUUUCACAACGUCUAAUUGGAUGCAUUUGUCUGUACCUCAGGGAGCUGAGGUCAGAAUAUACUGGUUAAUAAUUUUGUUCUCAUUAAUAUCUUACAAAGUCCCAACUGCAAAUAGUAUUUCCAGUGUUACAAAUUAAUGAGUGUUUGGAUAGAACAUGCUAUCGUGUAAACCAAGCUGCUAUUUACUAACACUGCCUGAAAAUAAUUCAUGUUUUAAUACAGCACUUGUGAGUUGU
Molecule: messenger RNA, 6766 nt
Organism: Lagopus leucura (white-tailed ptarmigan)
Lineage: Eukaryota; Metazoa; Chordata; Aves; Galliformes; Phasianidae
Gene: FLT3
Product: fms related receptor tyrosine kinase 3
Exons: 24
Biological process (GO): protein phosphorylation; cell surface receptor protein tyrosine kinase signaling pathway; cytokine-mediated signaling pathway
Cellular component (GO): signaling receptor complex
Molecular function (GO): transmembrane receptor protein tyrosine kinase activity; ATP binding
Source: RefSeq, a predicted model, not a curated record